UCUCAGAUUUUCAGAGCAACGACAAAGGCAAAAUGAUAUUCUCAACUGUCACACUUGUGCUGCUCGUGUCAUGCUGUGGCGCGGCGUUAGGUAGCUGGAUACCAUACGGGAACUCGUAUUCGCCAGUACAAGGUGCAGGCAACGGCGGCUAUUGGAACUCGUAUGUGCCGCAAUAUGGGAACUAUGGGCAGCAAAAAUAUCCGGGUUAUCCAGGUUCUUAUUGGCCUGGAGCAUGGGGUGGCUGGCAAGGGGAUAACGUCGGCUCGCAAAAGAAUUCCGUGGACGGCACAGGCAAUUACGUGGGCUGGCAAAAGAAUUAUGUGAAUUAAGUAUAGAUGAAAUUGAACGAAAUAAAGAUCAAUACA
Messenger RNA from Dreissena polymorpha, 365 nucleotides. Its product is annotated as neuropeptide-like protein 29. The transcript is spliced from 4 exons. The coding region runs from base 33 to 329 and encodes 98 amino acids. The record is from RefSeq and is a predicted model, not a curated record. Lineage: Eukaryota; Metazoa; Mollusca; Bivalvia; Myida; Dreissenidae.